Molecule: messenger RNA, 1440 nt
Organism: Nannospalax galili (Upper Galilee mountains blind mole rat)
Lineage: Eukaryota; Metazoa; Chordata; Mammalia; Rodentia; Spalacidae
Gene: Dnajc22
Product: DnaJ heat shock protein family (Hsp40) member C22
Exons: 3
Coding region: 229-1254 (341 amino acids)
Biological process (GO): endocytosis
Cellular component (GO): plasma membrane; early endosome
Source: RefSeq, a predicted model, not a curated record
AGAGACAAAGUCCACUUGAGUGGAAGUGGGAGCUGAGUGAAAGGAGCCAUUUUGGUUCUAUGAUCAAACGAAAUGGUCUGAAGCAGCCUGGGAGCCGGAGCAGCCAGGGUCUAAGGAUAACUCCUGGGACUAUGGUGGCCCUGAUUCUUCAGAGGACCCUGAGAUUUCUGCAUUCUGAGCAAUGUCAGAAUUUGUUCUUAAUUUGUUCUGAGACCCUUGCCCUAGAGGAUGGCCAAAGGGCUCCUGAUGACUUAUGUCCUCUGGGCUGUAGGGGGCCCUGCUGGACUCCACCACCUGUACCUGGGAAGGGAUAGUCAUGCCCUGCUCUGGAUGCUUACUCUGGGAGGUGGUGGGCUGGGCUGGCUCUGGGAGUUCUGGAAACUCCCAAGCUUUGUAGCUCAAGCCAACAGAGUACAGGUUCAGAAACAGAGGUCAGCAGAGGGCACACCUCCUCUGAGUAUCAUUCGCUUUUCUGCCCAGAUAAUAGUGGGCAUCUAUUUUGGCCUUGUGGCUCUGAUUAGCCUUUCUUUCAUGGCUAACUUUUAUAUUGUGGGCCUCCCACUGGCAGUUGGCUUAGGGGUCUUGCUGGUGGCUGCUGUUGGCAACCAGACCUCAGACUACAAGCACAUUUUAGGAGCAGCAUUCCUUAUUUCCCCUAUAUUCCAUGGCCGCCCGGUAGCCAUCCUGCCCAUCAGUUUGGCUGCCAGCAUCACAGCCCAGAAGCAUCGCCGCUACAAAGACUCAGUGGAGUCUGAGACACUCAGUGUGCGGCUCUACCGGCUGGGCUUGGCUUACCUCGCCUUCACUGGCCCACUGACAUACAGCGCACUGUGCCGUACUGCCGACACCAUCGGCUGUGUGGCAGAAAUCCUUGGUUCCUUCUUGAGUUGGUUCAGCUUUUUCCCCCUUCUUGGCCGCCUCGUGGAGUCUGUCUUCCUUCUGCCUUGCCGCGUCUGGUGGCUACUGGUUGGGGAUCCUGCCUUCAACAGCAGCUGGUUCCAGGAGUGGGAAAAGCUCUAUGAGUUUGUUCACAGUUUUCAGGAUUUGAAGCGCCAGCUGGCUUACCAGGUCUUGGGCCUUUCAGAAGCGGCAACAAACGAAGAAAUACACAGGAGUUACCGAGAGCUAGUGAAGGUUUGGCACCCUGAUCACAACCGGCACCAGAGAGAGGAGGCCCAGAGGCACUUCCUGGAGAUCCAGGCUGCAUAUGAAGUCUUGAGUCAGCCCAAGAAGUCCAGGGGAUUCUGGAGGUGAAAAGCAGAGCUGGUGUUAAAUUCUCAGAUCUUCUUAUCACUUUAAGUCUGAAUAUGAGCCUCAUACCCUGCUCCCAGGGGCAUAUAUCUGCUAGAAUAAUGACACAAGUGUAAAGAUAAAGUCUACCUUGUUGACAGUUUUGAACUAAGUGCUAUAAAUGAUAAAUAAACUAAGCGCUAUAAAUGA